CCUUUGCUGCUAAGAUAAACGAAAAUCGGGAAGUAAAUCUAGAUCUAUAUAUAGAUCUAUAUUGACUAUAUAGAUCUAGCUUACAUUGUAGUAAACUACAUUACAUAAUUGACUCUAUAAUGUUUGAACUCGUAAUUUUAUCAGUGUUGUUUAGUACAGCAGCAUCUGGCCGUUAUGAUCCUAAUUGGAAAUCGCUGGAUUCUCGCCCUCUUCCGACCUGGUACGAUGAAGGUAAAAUUGGCAUUUUUCUCCAUUGGGGUGUCUUCUCUGUGCCAGCAUUUGGCAGUGAAUGGUUUUGGUGGUACUGGCAGGAAGCAAAGUCUCCAGCUUAUGUCUCAUACAUGCAACAAAACUACAGACCAGAUUUCACCUAUGCAGACUUUGCACCAUUGUUCAGAGCAGAAUUCUACAACCCAUUUAAGUGGGCUGAUAUUUUCCAAGCUUCUGGUGCCAGCUACGUUGUGCUAGUCACAAAACAUCAUGAAGGAUUUACAAACUGGCCCUCAAAUCACUCUUGGAAUUGGAAUGCAAUGGACCUUGGACCUAAAAAGGAUUUAGUGGGAGAUCUUGCCAACUCCAUACGUAUUAAAACCAAUCUGAAGUUUGGAGUCUAUCACUCAAUGUUUGAAUGGUUCCACCCUUUGUACCUGCAAGACAAAGCCAAAAAUUUCCAAACACAAGACUUUGUCAGGGCCAAAGCGUUACCGGAAUUGUAUGAGCUAGUCAACACUUAUAGUCCAGAAAUAAUUUGGUCUGAUGGGGCUUGGGAAGCACCGGAUACUUACUGGAACUCAACAGAAUUUUUAGCUUGGCUUUAUAAUGACAGUCCAGUGAAAGACACUGUGGUGGUGAAUGACAGGUGGGGAGGUAAUACCCCAUGUCAACACGGAGGAUUCUGGAACUGUGAUGAUCGCUACACACCUGGUAAACUGGUUGGUCACAAGUGGGAGAAAUGCAUGACACUGGACAAAUAUUCCUGGGGCUUUAGAGCAAAUGCUAAACUUCAAGAUAUCUUGACCAUUGAAGAACUUUUAUCAGAGAUUGUCAGUACAGUCAGCCUUGGUGGAAACAUACUUAUCAAUGUAGGACCAACAUCCUUUGGGGAAAUACUACCUGUAUAUGAAGAAAGAUUUCGACAGCUUGGUUCUUGGUUAAAAGUGAACGGGGAGGCUAUUUAUAAAACAAAUUUUUGGACUUAUCAGAAUGACUCAAUCACUCCCAAUGUUUGGUACACAUCAAGAACAGAUGGAGCACAGCCUGUAGUCUAUGCCAUACUUUUAGCUUGGCCUAAAACUUCCAGUCUUGUCCUGGGUCACCCAGAUGUUACAAGCGACACUCAGAUAUCACUUGUUGGAUACCCUGGUCAACUCACUUUCACUGCCCUCUCAAUGGGUGGAGUUGAGAUUGCAAUUCCCACAAUUCCAGCCAAUCAGAUGCCAUGUGAAUGGGCGUGGGUACUGCGGAUGGAAAAUCUGAAGAACCGCCACACUAAGAUCCGAAGUGACGCAUUCAGCAAAAAUGUGCGCCCUAUUGAAAUGAGGAAAGAUUUCUAGUGAUUGAGCAGUAUGUUUAAGCACUCUGUUACUAAAAGAAGUAUAACAUUCUCUUUUCUAAUCAUUCCAUUUUACUAAAAGAAGUAUGAAAUCUCUUUAUAACAUUCUCUUUUCUAAUCAUUCCAUUUUUUAACUUACAUUUAUAAAUGUUGUUUUUUUUAUACAAAUAAUCCAAUUUUGAAAUACUCUUUUGCUCAAUUUUUAACUUUUGUUUAAAAAGUUUUAUAUUUUAUAUUAUGAGACUUGCUAGACUGCCAUAUGGUUCUGUACCUAAAAACAUUUUUUAUAUAUGGAAUAUAAUUUCUUCAUUUUAUAUUUUUGUUUGAGAUUUAAAUUUGUCCAGUUUCUUGUAUUAUUUCAAUAUUUACUGCUGCUUUUUUGUACGUUUGAAAAUUAUUGCGUCUGCAACAUUUGUACUGUUCUGAUUUGUACUGUUCUGUUGGCUGUGAUGUUUGGACUAAAACUUUUUACUGUGCCAUUUGUGACUUGUCUUAAGUUUUCAGAUUUCCUUGAAAGUGAGCAUAAUGAUGUCUUAGUCCAAAACUUGUGCUGAAUGUUUUAUUUUAGGACAGUGAUUUACACCCUGCCAUUAAGUGGUUAGUGUUAUGUUUGGUAAGACUCUGACAAUUUAUUGUGUACAUGUUUACUUUAACACUUUGGUUUAAGAUAUUUUUUUUCAACAGAUGGGUCUUUAACUCUUUCUCUCCUAACUGAUGAUACCAGCGUUGAUUCCACCAGAUUGCGGUAAAUAAUUACGGAGUGAAAGAGUUAAAUAAAUGUAGAAGUAAUAGAUCUGUAUUAUUUUAGCCUACUUUCAACCUAUAUAUUUACAAUAAAUUUCAUCACUCCAA
Biomphalaria glabrata is the source of this 2404-nucleotide messenger RNA. RefSeq names its product alpha-L-fucosidase-like. Gene Ontology annotation, molecular function: alpha-L-fucosidase activity. The record is from RefSeq and is a predicted model, not a curated record. Lineage: Eukaryota; Metazoa; Mollusca; Gastropoda; Planorbidae. Gene Ontology annotation, cellular component: lysosome. The coding region runs from base 120 to 1553 and encodes 477 amino acids. Gene Ontology annotation, biological process: glycoside catabolic process; fucose metabolic process. The transcript has 9 exons.